GAAUCCUAUACCCCACCACUUCCUUUAAAUCUUUCCAACUGUUUCAAAAAACAUUCAAAUCAUUCAUCAUCCCUUCAUUUUCUUCUCUAGCUAGCAUCAGUUAGGAAGAUAGAUUGUUUGGCAGUUUGUUCAUAUUAACAAGUUUUGAAACGUAGCAACUGCAAUGGCCAAUGUAGUGGAGCUUAAAGUUGGUCUGCACUGUGACGAAUGCAUCAAGAAAAUCUUGAAGGCAAUCAAGAAAAUUGAAGAUAUUGAAACAUAUGAUGUGGAUACACAGCUAAAUAAGGUGACAGUAACUGGAAAUGUGACUAAUGAAGAGGUCAUCAAAGUUCUUCACAAGAUAGGGAAACAAGCCACCAACUGGGAUCAACAUUCAACUUACUAAUCUCUAAGCCACUGCUUUAUUAUAUUAUACCUAUCUAUAGGUUCUCCUAGUUUGAUCUUUAUGUAUCUUGAUUUUGGAGGUACUUUUACAUUCUACUAAUUCUCGAUAGAUCAACCAAAAUUAAAAUCUAAUUUACUGUUCACAAUAUUGGUUCUA
Messenger RNA from Nicotiana tabacum (common tobacco), 541 nucleotides. The record is from RefSeq and is a predicted model, not a curated record. NCBI's taxonomy places the organism in Eukaryota, Viridiplantae, Streptophyta, Magnoliopsida, Solanales, Solanaceae.